UAGUAUUUUUGCUUGUGAUUAUACUGUCUGGCAACACAAACGGAUAUACAUCUUCGGGUCGAGGGAGACUACACCUUACGGGUUACCAAGGUGAGGUCAGACAGUGGACAGACGCGGCCACGAGCCGAGUCAGGUCAAGCAGCUGUCUCCUUGUUUCACAGAUCAUUGAAAAUUUUUUAAUCAAGAAAAAUACUAUUAUUAAAUGGCUGCAAACGUAAAAUCAGUAACAAGAGUGACUAGACACUUGGUAACGAUGUGGUGCCUUGUGUUCCUGGCAGUAAUGUCAAGUGUGGGGGUGAUGGGAAAGCCAGUAGACUCGUGGCUGAUACUGGACCCUUACCUGACACUGCGUGAGGUCAGCCUGCCCGGCGACCCUGCUCUAGAGCGCCUGAUGACGUCACUAAGGGGUGAGGGACAGCGGCUGAACGGAAAUGACCCAGCCUGGCAACAUGUAGCCACAGUCCUCGUGCCCUCCACCAACCACGGCUUCUAUACCAACAACAUACACCCCGCAACUCACCAUCCCACGAUGGAGUCUCCUGGGGGUGGUGAUGACCAAGUUGUACCAGAGGUAGUGACGGACCUAGCACUCUCACACAAUACUCCAACAUCAGAUGGCGUCCACGUUACGGCUAUCAAUGCUGAAAACGACCCCGAAAUGCAUGCCUCCGACGGAGAGAUUCAUUCCCCGACAGAAGCCAUACCAUUGGAUUCCCCGACAACUUCCAACACAAUCAAUCCGAAAUCUCAAUCCACGACAACGUACUUUUCCUCAGCAUUGUCAUCUGGUGAGGGAGAGGGUGGUGAAGAGGUACAGCUGGAUGAUGAAGAGGUCCAGCUGGAUGAUGAAGAGGUACAGCUGGAUGAUGAAGAGGUCCAGCUGGAUGAUGAAGAGGUACAGCUGGAUGAUGAAGAGGUACAGCUGGAUGAUGAAGAGGUACAGCUGGAUGAUGAAGAGGUACAGCUGGAUGAUGAAGAGGUACAGCUGGAUGAGGAAGAGGUACAGCUAGAUGAUGAAGAGGUACAGCUGGAUGAUGAAGAGGUACAGCUGGAUGAUGAAGAGGUACAGCUGGAUGAGGAAGAGGUACAGCUAGAUGAUGAAGAGGUACAGCUGGAUGAUGAAGAGGUACAGCUGGAUGAUGAAGAGGUACAGCUGGAUGAUGAAGAGGUCCAGCUGGAUGAGGAAAAGGUACAGCUAGAUGAUAAAGAGGUACAGCUGGAUGAUGAAGAGGUACAGCUGGAUGAUGAAGAGGUCCAGCUGGAUGAUGAAGAGGUCCAGCUGGAUGAUGAAGAGGUCCAGCUGGAUGAUGAAGAGGUACAGCUAGAUGAUGAAGAGGUCCAGCUGGAUGAUGAAGAGGUACAGCUGGAUGAGGAAGAGGUACAGCUGGAUGAUGAAGAGGUACAGCUAGAUGAUGAAGAGGUACAGCUGGAUGAUGAAGAGGUCCAGCUGGAUGAUGAAGAGGUACAGCUGGAUGAUGAAGAGGUCCAGCUGGAUGAUGAAGAGGUCCAGCUGGAUGAUGAAGAGGUCCAGCUGGAUGAUGAAGAGGUCCAGCUGGAUGAGGAAGAGGUACAAAGGGAAGCAGAUCAGUCAGGUGUGUCAGUAGUGGACCAGGGAUACGACACUCCCCGCCUGCCAGCCGGCAUCGUAAGCAGCAGCGAGGACACCUUGCCCUCACGUGUGGUUGACCCUCCUCUACAGCCCAGUCAGGACCUUCUUGUGACGGUACACACACAAGAUCCGAGCAUGACUGUACACACACAAGAUCCCAGCUUGACUGUACACACACAAGAUCCCAGCUUGACUGUACAAACACAAGAUCCCAGCUUGACUGUACACACACAAGAUCCCAGCAUGACUGUACACACACAAGAUCCCAGCUUGACUGCGCACACACAAGAUCCCAGCUUGACUGUAUACACACACAGGAUCCCAGCUUGACUGUACACACACAAGAUCCCAGCAUGACUGUACACACACAAGAUCCCAGCUUGACUGUACACACACAAGAUCCCAGCUUGACUGUACACACACAGGAUUCCAGCUCUAUUGAACACACACCAGAUCCCAGCAUGACUGUACACACACAAGAUCCCAGCUUGACUGCGCACACACAAGAUCCCAGCUUGACUGUAUACACACACAGGAUCCCAGCUUGACUGUACACACACAAGAUCCUAGCAUGACUGUACACACACAGGAUCCCAGCUUGACUGUA
Molecule: messenger RNA, 2216 nt
Organism: Homarus americanus (American lobster)
Lineage: Eukaryota; Metazoa; Arthropoda; Malacostraca; Decapoda; Nephropidae
Product: protein Ycf2-like
Exons: 2
Coding region: 203-1939 (578 amino acids)
Source: RefSeq, a predicted model, not a curated record